Diachasma alloeum is the source of this 732-nucleotide messenger RNA. Its product is annotated as flocculation protein FLO11-like. The record is from RefSeq and is a predicted model, not a curated record. The coding region runs from base 1 to 732 and encodes 243 amino acids. The transcript has a single exon. Lineage: Eukaryota; Metazoa; Arthropoda; Insecta; Hymenoptera; Braconidae.
AUGAAGUGGAACCUCCCUCAUCAGCCUCAGCAGCCCAACCCCAAGACUGCACUACGUGCCACUAAUCUCUCCAGAUAUCAAUCCACAGAAGCCAUGCCAGAGACCCAACCCCUUACCAAUAGGCCUAUUCCCUCUAGGACUCUUAGUACUCCUGCCAUCAGGCCCAAUCCUUCCCCCACACCCAGUCAAGUCACCCCUACCAACAGAGGAGCCAACCACAGAGUGCCAGUCACGGUAUAUCCCCCAUCCCAGCCUCCAACCCAGUCUCAACGCCUACACAGCAGAGAGGAGGUACCCACCCAGGCCAGAUUGGGACCCACCAGGGGUCAAACGUAUGCGGAAUCAGCCGCCAAGCGUCCAAGGACCUCCCCUACUCACCAUGCUCUGCAAGCCAACUCAGCUGACCCCAAGAAUGCUUCGAAAGCCCACCAGACACCAGUGAACCCUGCCAAGGCUCAGCCCUCAACCUCGGGACAGGUACCUUGGCCUUCACUGCCUGCUGCUUCAGCCAACACUGUCUCUCAGGCCAACCCCUCGACCUCGUCGAAAACCACUACCCCCCUAAUGCCACCAGGGCGUAUAAUGCUGUCUAGCCACCCCAUUACUGCCACAAGCUUGGAAACCAAGACGGCAGAACAGUGGCUGGAAGAACUCGCAGCCAUGGACCCCAUGGCCAUCGCUAGGUUCCUCAACAAACAGGUUACCGCGAAACCGAAUAAAGGCGCUGAAUAA